This is a messenger RNA of Conger conger (European conger), 3941 nucleotides long. RefSeq names its product inactive rhomboid protein 1. The coding region runs from base 428 to 3202 and encodes 924 amino acids. Gene Ontology annotation, biological process: regulation of protein secretion; regulation of epidermal growth factor receptor signaling pathway. NCBI's taxonomy places the organism in Eukaryota, Metazoa, Chordata, Actinopteri, Anguilliformes, Congridae. Gene Ontology annotation, molecular function: serine-type endopeptidase activity. Gene Ontology annotation, cellular component: endoplasmic reticulum membrane. The record is from RefSeq and is a predicted model, not a curated record. The transcript is spliced from 20 exons.
UCCCGGUGGAGGAGCCCAGGCUGGUGUGUGGGAAUGUGCCGGGCAUUGCAUGGAAAAGAAAACCCAAUCAGCGAUUUCUCGGAAUUUCAACAUUUCAACUCGCCCGCGCUGUGAGACGCUUACCAAUAUUUCUCUUUUCCUCUGAAACGAUUUUAAGUUAUCGGGAUCAUACAGAUUUUUCCACCUAACCAUUGGCUUUUCUACAGUACGAUUAUGAAGUGACAUAAAAGCACCAUAUCAUAUUUAAGCAAAGAGGACCCUCAACAUAUAAAAACUCGUUUUUUGGGGGGUUUUUUCUACACCUGAAGACCAGAAUAUUUGCUUCAAGGCUCGCUCCCUCUCCCUCUGCGGGUGAAGCUGUGCACUGAAGCCUGCUGGGGUGGAGGAGGACCUGUGGUGACCCCCUGUCUGGAGGAUCAGUGAGGGGAUGCGACCUCUCGCUGGACGAAGUUUGGAAAGCUGGCCGGUGUGGGGCGGUGCAGUGAGCAUGGCUGAGCCGCGGCACCAGAGCAGCAGCAGUCUGCAGAGGAAGAAGCCUCCCUGGCUGAGGCUGGACAUCCCCCCCGCUCAGCUGUCCCUGGAUGAGCCCCCCACCUUCGUACAGCCGGUGAAGCGGCAGGGCUUCCUGCGCAGCAUCAGUAUGCCAGUGGAGCACACACAUCUCAGCUCUCCUCCCUGUGACCCCCGUGACCUCCGGCGAACUGCCUUACAGCGCCAGCCCUCCAUCACACAGACCAUCAAGAGCAGCAAGAAGGUGCGCUUUGAGCGGAUUAACACGGUGCCCAUUAAAGGGCAGCGGGCUGGUCGCCGUGUGCCCCGGAGGCGCCGGUCCCUGUCCAAAAUCUUCCUCAGGGGCACGGCGGACUGGUUCGGUGUCAGUAAGGACAGCGAUGCCACACAGAAAUGGCAGAGGAAGAGCCUGCGGCACUGCAGCCAGCGCUACGGCAAGCUGAAGCCCCAGGUCAUCCGCGAGAUGGACCUGCCCAGCCAGGACAACAUCUCCCUCACCAGCACUGAGACGCCCCCGCCCCUCUACGUGCCCUCCUCCCAGCAUGGCAUGCAGAAGAUUGUGGACCCCCUGGCGCGGGGGCGAGCCUUCCGCAUGGUGGAGGAGGUGGACGGCUACAGUGUGCCCCAAACUCCCAUAACCCCCGGCGCCGCCUCGCUCUGCUCCUUCACCAGCUCCCGCUCUGGCUUCAACCGGCUGCCUCGGCGACGCAAAAGGGAGUCCGUCGCCAAGAUGAGCUUCCGGGCGGCAGCUGCUCUGGUCAAGGGCCGCUCGUUGCGGGAGGGCACUUUGCGGCGGACGCAUAGACGCAGUUUCACCCCGGCCAGUUUCCUGGAAGAGGAUACGGUGGACUUCCCUGACGAGCUGGAUACCUCCUUUUUUGCCAGGGAUUACAUGAUGCACGAGGAGCUCUCCACGUUCGCUGAUGAGGUGUUCGAGUCGCCUUCGGAGGCCGCCAUCAAAGUGGCGGAGUCGAGCAAGGCGGCGGACGACAGCGACAUGACAGGCAGCGCACUGGAUAAGAGUGAGCUGGAGAGGAGCCACCUCAUGCUGCCUCUGGAGCGAGGCUGGCGGAAGGGCAAAGAGGGCGCGCUGGUGCAGCCCAAGGUACGUCUGCGGCAGGAGGUGGUGAGCCUGAGCGGCCAGCGGAGGGGGCAGCGCAUAGCCGUGCCCGUCAAGAAGCUCUUCGCCCGCGAGAAGAGGCCCUACGGCCUGGGCAUGGUGGGCAAGCUCACCAACCGCACCUACCGCAAGCGCAUCGACAGCUACGUCAAGAGGCAGAUCGAGGACAUGGACGACCACAGGCCUUUCUUCACAUACUGGAUAACAUUCGUCCACUUGCUGAUCACGAUCCUGGCAGUGUGCAUCUAUGGCAUUGCACCAGUGGGCUUCUCCCAGCACGAGACUGUAGAUUCUGUUUUAAGAAAUAAAGGUGUUUACGAAAAUGUCAAGUUUGUACAGCAAGAAAACUUUUGGGUUGGGCCAAGUUCGGAGGCGCUGAUUCACCUGGGAGCCAAGUUCUCCCCCUGUAUGCGGCAGGACCAGCAGGUACAUGAUCUGAUCCAGGAGAAGAUGGAGAAGGAGCGCAACUCAGCCUGCUGCGUGCGCAACGACCAAUCAGGCUGUGUGCAGACGUCUGAGGACGAGUGCUCUACUACGCUGGCCGUGUGGGUGAAGUGGCCCCAGAACCCCAGCGCCCCACUGCUGAAGGGCAAAGUGAGGCAGUACGGAUCUGUGUGUCACCAGGACCCCAGGAUGUGUCUGGAGCCAGCCUCUGGGUCCCCCCACGAAUGGCCUGAUGACAUCACAAAGUGGCCGAUCUGCACCAAGUUCAGCACAGCAAACCACACCAACCUGCCCCACAUCGACUGCGCCAUCACCGGCCGCCCCUGCUGCAUCGGCACCAAGGGGAGGUGUGAGAUUACGUCCCGGGAAUACUGUGUCUUCAUGAACGGUUACUUCCAUGAAGAAGCCACACUCUGCUCACAGGUGCACUGUAUGGACGAUGUGUGUGGGCUGCUACCAUUCCUCAACCCUGAGAUCCCGGAUCAGUUCUACCGGCUGUGGCUCUCCCUGUUCCUCCACGCCGGGAUUCUGCACUGCCUGGUCUCAGUGUGCUUCCAGAUGACCAUCCUGAGGGACCUGGAGAAGCUGGCGGGCUGGCUGCGCAUCUCCAUCAUCUACAUCCUGAGCGGCAUCACCGGCAACCUGGCCAGCGCCAUCUUCCUGCCUUACAAGGCCGAGGUGGGGCCUGCAGGCUCUCAGUUCGGCAUCCUGGCCUGCCUGUUUGUGGAGCUGAUCCAGAGCUGGCAGAUCCUGGCCCGGCCGUGGCGCGCCUUCGCCAAGCUGCUCUGCGUGGUCCUCUUCCUCUUCGCUUUCGGCCUGCUGCCCUGGAUCGACAACUUCGCCCACAUCUCCGGCUUCAUCUCGGGCUUCUUCCUCUCCUUCGCCUUCCUCCCCUACAUCAGCUUCGGGCGCAAGGACAUGUACCGCAAGCGCUGCCAGAUCAUCAUCUUCCUGGUGGUGUUCGUGGGCCUGUUCGCCGGCCUGGCGGUGCUCUUCUACGUCUACCCCAUCAAGUGCGAGUGGUGCGAGCUGCUCACCUGCAUCCCCUUCACGGACAAGUUCUGCGAGAAGUACGACCUCAACGCGCACCUCCACCGAGACGCCACCGCACCUGCAGGCCCAGGGUGAGGCGGGGGGACGGAGAGGGGACAGCUGGGCUGGUGCUAUUCCCAAAUCCCCCACCUCCAAGAGAAUGGCUGAAGGUGGAGUGUCGUCAAACCCUCUGACUCUAUCCCCCUCCAAAAACUGACAUUCAUCCAUUUUGUUUUAUUUUUGUAACUUUUCCAAGUCCCGUCAGUAGAGCUUCAUAGAAUCACGGAUGCUUUAACCCUAAAAUGUUUCUCAUUUCCAUCAACCUGAAUUAUUCAGCCUUCUCAAUUACUCUGGAAGUGAUAGAAAUAUCUCCAUAUCAUCCGAUUCAAUGGAGAGAGCCACCCUCACCAACAAACCCUCUCGUAUCUACUGGAGAGGAUUCAGAGGAACUAGCCCUGCAUAGACUGAUACUCCACCCAGGUGCUACUCCUCUGUUCACUUGAGAAAAUGUUGACAGUUUAGAUGGUUUUAGAAAUUUUUAUUAUCAUUUUCGAAGCACUUCACAAACCAGGCUUAGGUUGAAAUAUUUUCUUGGGAAACCUCAGAGACAGCCUCCACCAGGGGAAUGAAAACCAACUAUAAAAACGCCUUUGGUGCCUUGUUGAUAAAUGUACCAACUACUGCCAUAUUUUUGUUACACUAGAUUGAGCACUCAAAUGUUAACCUUUUAUUUGUUUACUGCUACUAAAGUGGUGAUGAAUGACGAAAGAGGUAGUGUUUUAGCUACCACCUACUUAACUUGUAACUGAGAAUACAGCAGGAGAGCCUCACGCUG